AUGGAUUCCGGUAAUGACAAAGGUACUAGAGUUAGCCAACCUCCUCCAUAUUCAGAGUAUCCUGGACCAGCACCUCAACCGCAAACGUAUGUAGCUGCACCUGUCGUCAUGCCCGUCGUAGUAGCAUCGCGUAUGGGACCAGAACCGACGCCAUUUGUUUGCAAAUCGUGUCAUGCUCAAAUUGUUACAAGAAUAGAAACAAAACCUACUACGAAGACUCAUCUUUUCGCACUAUUACUCUGCGUUAUAGGAUGUUGGCCUUGUGUAUGUAUACCGUACUGCGUGGAUUCCUGCAACAACACUAAUCAUUACUGUCCAAACUGCAACGCCUAUCUUGGAAGCUAUGAUAGUUAG
Arctia plantaginis is the source of this 354-nucleotide messenger RNA. Lineage: Eukaryota; Metazoa; Arthropoda; Insecta; Lepidoptera; Erebidae. The record is from the annotation of a GenBank genome assembly.